Molecule: messenger RNA, 4878 nt
Organism: Macrobrachium nipponense
Lineage: Eukaryota; Metazoa; Arthropoda; Malacostraca; Decapoda; Palaemonidae
Product: peroxidase-like
Exons: 19
Coding region: 161-3121 (986 amino acids)
Biological process (GO): response to oxidative stress
Molecular function (GO): peroxidase activity; heme binding
Source: RefSeq, a predicted model, not a curated record
CAUGUUUCAGUCCAGUCGUGUGUGAGUCGCUUUACUGGCAGUGUGGGCCCAGUGCCUACUUGUGUGACAGACUGAGAAAAGAAAAAAAAAACAUUCAGUGCCAUAUCUCGAGAGAUCCAGCCUCUCUCUACGAUUGAUUUACUAUUACAAAUUUAGCAACAUGAUGAUAUUAAGGUUACUUUUAGUCGCGUUAACGGCGAUAACGGUCAAACCGGAUGCCUUCCACACUGGAUUUCCUCCGCCGAUUCAUGCAGGGUUCCGCCCUGGCGGCCGCAGCUUUAGUAGCUCAGCGGGACAGCGAUCUGACAACAGCCAUUGUGCCCUUUUAAUCCCAGGACCCGGCAAAUCGUCCUCCAGAGAUCACGCCUUCGGUGUAUUCAACGGUAUCCAGAACCACGCGGUCGAGGGCUACACUUGCAUCAGCUUCCAGAGCGUGAAUGCGGCCUUCAAGGCAGCGAGGGACAAACUGGGCCUUCCGAGACCCGGGAAAAAUCCGGAUCCGGAAGAACAGUCAACUCUCGCCGUUGUCCUUUUGGAAACCACUCGAAACCUUGCCCAGGAAUACAACUUACCGAAGGAUGUUUUGAUUAACGGCCUACCUCUUGUGGACUCCUUCAAAACCAUAGUCGGCGCCGUUUGCCCUGAUUUCUUCCCGCCAUACACAUGCCAGAUAUCCAAGUACCGAUCAUACAACGGGCGCUGCAACAAUCUCGACAACCCUGUCUGGGGAUCCAAGAACACCGUUUUCAAACGGCGUCUUCCUCCUGACUAUUCUGACGGUAUCGAUGCCCCUCGUAUUGGUCAUGGAGGAUACCCACUUCCUUCCCCCCGUGUUGUUUCUGCCCAUCUGCAUCGCGACGAAGGUCUCCACGAUCACGCAGUCACCAUCAUGGCCGUAGCUUGGGGUCAGGCUAUUGAUCACGAUUUCACAUUAACGGCUGAGUCCAAAGACCCAAUUACCAAGUUGGAACCAAAAUGCUGCGAAAAUGAGCGCAAUCAUCCCGCCUGUUUCCCCAUCCCCGUUCCCGACAAGGAUCCAUUCUACUCUCUCUUCAGACAGAAGUGCAUCAACGUCGUGAGGUCUCUUCCUGGCCUUAAAUACGGAUGCAAACUAGGUCCUCGUUCUCAGGUCAACUUAGUGACUUCUUACUUAGAUGGUAACUGGGUCUACGGCAGCGACGAAGAUACGGCCAACAGGAUUCGGUUGCACCGAGGAGGUCUCCUGAAGUCCUUGCCUGUCUUCCGCGAAUACGGCAUGAAGGAUCUCCUCCCGCUGAAGCUUCAGGAUCCCGAGGACGGCUGUAUCAGACCCAACAAUGACGUCUACUGCUUCGAUGCUGGUGACGGCCGUGUCAACGAACAGCUGGUCUUGGCUGUGAUCCACACCCUGAUGAUGCGAGAGCACAACAGAAUUGCCACCGAAUUGUACAAGAUUAACCCUCAUUGGGACGAUGAAACACUUUACCAGGAAAGUCGCCAUAUUAUCGCAUCACAAAUCCAACACAUCAGUUACAACGAAUUCUUACCCAUGAUCCUUGGCAAGGACGUCAUGACCAAAUACGGAAUCAUUUUGGAAAAGCAUGGUUACUUCGAUGGAUACGACCCCAAGAUUGAUGUCUCGAUGUCUGCCAAUUUCAUUACUUCUGCCUUCAGAUUUGGACACUCUCUUCUUCCCUCCACCGUUGAGAGAUGGAGCCCUGGCAACAAAUACAUUGGGUCUCAGCGUCUGAGUCACAUGUUGCGUCAACCUUACGAUCUCUACAAAGGUGGAUGGUGCGAUCAGUAUAUCAUGGGUCUAACCAACCAGGUUGCGCAAGCUAUGGACGACGCUGUCACACAGGAGGUAACCAACCAUCUCUUCCAAGAUCCUGACAAGAAGUGGGGUAUGGAUUUGGCUGCCAUUAAUAUGCAGAGGGGCAGAGAACAUGGGGUACCUUCAUAUAACAGGUUUAGAGAGUUCUGCGGCCUUCCCAGGGCGCACAAAUUCGAUGAUCUUCUGGGAUCAAUGAGCAACAAGACCGUUAAUCGCUAUGCUGACGUUUACAGGCAUCCUGACGACAUUGACCUUUGGAGUGGUGGAGUGAGCGAGCGCCCCUUACCUGGCUCUAUGGUAGGACCCACCUUCAGUUGUUUAAUUGGACUCACCUUCAAGGAACUCAGAUACGGAGACAGAUAUUGGUAUGAGAACAGAGGUUUCUCGUCAUCUUUCACUCCAGAACAACUGGAAGAAAUCAGAAAAGUUAAGUUGUCGAGAAUUAUUUGUGAUAACAGCGAUGACAUCAAGGUGAUGCAAGUGUAUGCCAUGGUGCUGCCUGACCAUGAAAUCAACCCCAGAGUGCCUUGCAACUCUGGAAUUUUGCCAAGAAUGGACCUUAGCAAAUGGCGAGAUCCUCAUGGACCUCAUCCUCGCCCUCAGGCAGGUCCUAUCCCUGUAGUUGAACUCAAUCCUCUCAUUCUCCCCGAAAAUACCAAAUCUCACUUCCAGUUCCCUUCCGGAGGAUCUGUCCCUUCGAACAACAUACCCAAAGACAUAUCUCAGAAUCCUCCUCCUCCUCCUAUCCGCCAACCCCCGACCCCAUUCAACCACCCUAAACCUCAUGCAACCACCAUCACCAUCGACGGGCCGACGACUGCCAUUUCCGUCAGCGACCCUUCCCCCCCUCCUCCCCAGUUCGGUCCCGUGAAACCUUCCAGCGAAAUCCAUAUCAUUGAAAGUCCUCAUCCAGCACUCUCUUACGGUAUCCCUUUUCCCCCUCCUCCUCCACCUCCACCUCCUCCCUCUCACCCUGAAGCAUUCCAUCCUCCACCCCCGAUUCCCGAGUCAUUUCAUCCUCUCUCCCCUUCCUACAGUGGUCCAGGUCCCUUUCCAGCAGAAAUCCACGAACCCAUAAACGUAGUGCCCCUUCAGGUUAUUCAUUCCGGACUAGUUGGCCACAGACCAUCGUAUGGGCCCCCGCCCCUGCCCCCGCCCCCUGAUGUCCACGUCGACUUCGACGCCCCUGUGGAGUACUGCCAAGGCAACUUCAAGCCGCUGUCGACUUCCUACGGACCUCCCCCUGUUCGCCGUCGAAACAAAAAUCCAUUCAAGCAAUUCUUAGGGCAUUUAGGUUUCAAAGGAUAAUGCUACAUCUGCGUUCAACGUUUUGUAUUCUUAUUGUUAGCCUAAUUUAUAUGUAACCGUUCUGUGAAUUAGUAUUGCCGUUCUGUUAAUUGCAGCAUGUAAUUACGUCACGUAACAGGUGCUUUUGGCUCAUAAGAUGCCCAAGAGAAGAUGACCAUCACACUGAGAUGUCAUAAACCAAAGGGACGAUGGGUUUUUCUUCGCAGAAAAAAAUAUGCUCUAAGAACCAUACAUAAGAUUACCUCGUAUCUAGACUCAGACAUUGCAAAAUGUUUGUCAAAGGGGAUGGUCACGCUUGACUGAGAAAGAUGAAAAUCAUAGGAAUUUUCCAAUUUGAUAAAGGAGAUUGCAGAUCUGCUAAUUGAGCAACCACCACUUCAGUGACAAAAUGUAGCCAUUUGUAAAUCAUAUAUUUGACGCAAUAGUUUUUAUACUAGUUGCAUCUGUAUACAGAUAAGUCCAUUUAUAUAAAGAAAGAGAAAAAAACAUAAUUUCAAGUUUUGAUAGUUUCAUAUGAGUUUUUCAUUAUAUUAUCGCCAGGAAUGGAUAUUGUAAGUGUUUUUUUUUCACGGAAGCAAAUUUAUUCACUUUCAGUGUCAGGUUAGGAAAAGAUUGUUGUUGACAUAAUCCACACACUAGAUGCUGCUUGUACCUAGUCAAUUAAAGCACAAAUGAUUAAACACGACAGUUGUUUAGAGAUUUCUUGCAAAUCUCGCGAAUCCUGGCCAAAAUAUACAUGGUUGAUUUUUGUCACUUGCCUAUUUCUGCAUGUUAAUAAAUAUUAAAAAUAAAAGCCUAUUGAUAUGACAUGGCCUAAGGUCCACAAUGUCAUUUCUGGCUGAAGUUGAAACAAAAAUAAUACCUCUUCUUCUUUCUGAUUCACGCAAUUGUAAAUCCUGUGACAGCUGUCCCUCUGUUAUCUACCCAAAGUUUAAUCCUUGGGGAAUACAUAUACCUGGAAUUCAUCAAAUCAAACUGAUGAAUCAUGCCAUUGUAUGUUUAACUUGUAGGAUAAGUGAUAAUUCACGGAUAUUAAAACAAUUUUUGCAACAUACAUGUAGACAUACUCUCAGAUUAUAUAUAUAUAUAUAUAUAUAUAUAUAUAUAUAUAUAUAUAUAUAUGUAUAUAUAUAUAUACACACACACACACACACACAUAUAUAUAUAUAUAUAUAUAUAUAUAUAUAUAUAUAUAUAUAUAUAUAAAAUGUUAGCUUGCAUAUAUAUCACAAUAUAAUGAGUACGCUUUAACCAAUCGUUUAUGAAUUACAAUCAAUAUUAAGCUAAACUCAAUAUUUAGUGAUUAUAUAAUGAUAGAACCCUUUCACAAAAUACUCGCAAAGAUGAUGUACAUAAAAUACGUAAACUAUAACCCAAAGGUUAAAGCUGCAAGUAAAACAUGAUCAGCUUUACACUCAUAUUUUAUGCUUUUUUUUUAUAUCCGUGAAUUUUCGUUCAUGAAAUAGCACCUGACUCAAUGUGAGUUUCUUUGGUUUUUGCUGUUUCAUUUUUAUUUCAUUUUGUACAUAAGUCAUAGAUAGUAUAUGUUGACAACGUUUUGAUUUGUUUUCAUUUGCCAAAAGCUCUGCCAACCAAAUAUUACCCCAAUUUCAAUCAAUGUUAGCGAGGCAGACGUAAAAAUAAUUUUUGUUCUUGUAUUUUCUAUAGUAGUAGUCUAUGAACAUCGUUUUUUAUCUUCCUUUUGAGUUAUUUUCAAUGUAUAUUCAACAUUUUUUCCAAUAAAAGCUUUGAAGAUA